Messenger RNA from Cynoglossus semilaevis (tongue sole), 1443 nucleotides. It is a transcript of the gene pdyn, whose product is annotated as prodynorphin. NCBI's taxonomy places the organism in Eukaryota, Metazoa, Chordata, Actinopteri, Pleuronectiformes, Cynoglossidae. The transcript has 6 exons. Gene Ontology annotation, biological process: chemical synaptic transmission; neuropeptide signaling pathway; sensory perception. Gene Ontology annotation, cellular component: axon terminus; dendrite; neuronal cell body. The record is from RefSeq and is a predicted model, not a curated record. The coding region runs from base 499 to 1236 and encodes 245 amino acids. Gene Ontology annotation, molecular function: opioid receptor binding.
GGCCAUCAUGCUCUACAUGUGACCUGAUCCACCCGCACCUCCAGCUGGAAGGCGUCUGGUCUGUCCUGAGGGUUGACUGCCAGCAUGUCCUGAAGCAGUUUCUUCACACCCUCAGACAUUGAGCUCCUGGCCUUCUGAGAUGAUCUGACCCCUGACCUCUGAUCCCUGAUCCACCCUAUUGGUCAGUUAAGCCAGUCGUUGGGCUAAUCUAAAGCCAUUCCCAGGGAGCAGUGAUCGCUUUUCUCAGUAGCGGACCUAGGUGGCCUUCAUACCUGGAUCCUCUGACAACAAGCCUGAUCCUCUUCCCAAGAAGCGGCAGUGAUGCGCUGCGGUGACACGGUGGGAGCCGACGACAUAAAAAGGAACCGCGACGCGUCGCGCAGGAGAGCGCAACAGUUCGGAUCCGACGCGGCGAAGUUCCGUUUGGUAGUGGAUGCGACUCUGCGAGUCCAACGCGGCUGGAAGUAUUCAUCCAAGUCCCGAGUGUCCAGGUGAAGAAUGGAGUGGUAUGUCCUGGUGCUGAUCCUGACUUUGCCUCACUCCAUCCACUCCGACUGCUCCUCACAGUGUCAGAAAUGUGCGCAGCUGCAGCUCCUCAGCCCGGACACCUUCAACAGUCUGUCCUGCAGCACAGAGUGUGAUGUCCAGCAGCUUCAGAACUGCGUCCAGUCUCCUCGGACCCGACUGGCAGACUUCAGCCAGGAUGAAUCUGCAGGUGAGGCGGAGGAGGAGGAGGGUGAGCAAGGUGGGGAGGAGCAGGCGGAGCUGGUGAAACGUUACGGAGGCUUCAUCAAAAGGAUCGACAAAAACAAGAACAAGAUCUUUGCUGCGUUGCAGCCGUGGCGAGACAACUACGUGGUGAAAGUCGGGGGUUUGAUGCCCAAGAAGUACGAGGACUUGAUGAAGGUUCUGGAGGAGCGGGAGGUGGACGCUCUGCCACCGCCGCAGCCACAGGAGGAUCCACAGGUGCUGCGCCCUUAUAGCAAACGAUACGGCGGCUUUUUACGCAAAUUUGGCCCCAAGACUCGGCGGAGUAGCUCCGCCGAGGAACAAGACAGCCAAGAACCCGAAGAGCUGCAGAAGCGCUACGGAGGCUUCAUGAGGAGGAUCCGACCAAAGCUGAACAACCUGAAGUGGGACAAGAGGUACGGAGGCUUCCUGAGGCGCCACUUCAAGAUCUCCGUACGCUCGGUGGAGGAGCCGCUGUACUCCUACUAUGACGACCUGAGUCUAUAAGAGGGACUAAAUGAGGAGGAGGAAGGAGUUCACACAGGUUUCACUUGACAAAAGCACGGUCCAAUCCACAGAUACGUCUUCAGCAUCUCUUCUUCAUCACCCUCAUAUGCCUGCAUAUAAUCCUGCUUGUAGCCUCACAGUUGCCUUCUGUGUAACAUCUCUGUGUUAUUGGCGUUUGAGUCUCUUCCAUUAAAGGAUGCUUGUUUA